CGCUCACCUUAAUCGGGCUGCCCCCGAGACGCCAUCGACGCGAAGGGCCAGCAGGACAGCCGUCGAGCAUGCUCAGCGACGAGCAAAGAGAGGAGGAGGAUGCGGCGACGCGCCUCCAGGCCAUUAGUAGAGGCCACCGCGACCGCCAGGCCGUCGAGCGCACGCAGACCCUCAAAAAAGAAAGGGAGCAGGCCGCUUCGUUAUUACAGACGCGGCAGCGCGGCCGCAUCGCGUGUCGCGAGGUCGACGAACGUCGAGAACAGACUCAGGCGGCUACCAGCAUCGGUAGAAUUUAUCGCGGGAAAGUCACGAGGCGGGCCCGGGUCGACCGGGGGCCCCGGAGUCUUGAGAGAGAUGAUAUUGCCCAGGGACUGCAUACGUUGGGCCGGACUGCUGACUUAAAGCAUGCUUACCUGGGCUGUUCGGUGAGCGGUCUCCAGCUCGUAGAUAUAGACGUGCUACAGUCCUACGAGCACCUUCAGGCGCUCGACGUCUCUUGUAAUAAUUUGACGUCAUUAUCACCGUUGGAGCAUCUGCCGUACUUGACGCGACUCAACGCCUCUGGCAACAAACUGUCGCAGUUCGAUCUCGAGAUUCCGCGGAAUGUGCCUGGCGAAAAGGCCUGGACCCUCGGUCGCAAGCACGCCGGCUCGAACUUGAUUGAGGUGGAUUUAUCGGACAAUGACAUAGAGGUCCUUGGUGAACAAUCUACACAUAGAAGACUCGAGAAGUUUGUGCUUGAUGGCAAUCGCAUGUACGAGAUCACUGGUCUACAGAACCUAUCAAGACUCAAGAUAUUGUCGAUGAGGAACAACGACCUUUCAUACGUCUCCGGGCUGGAGACUUUGUCAGCACUAGUUGAGCUCGACGUCGGGGGCAACCGACUGACCACGAUGGGAGAUGGCCUCGAGAACCUCGUGAAUUUGAGAAGGCUCGGCGUUGCACAAAACCAGAUCACGACGCUGGAUGGCUUGGAGCCGCUGCAGGCGCUCGAUGAACUCGACGCUCGAGACAACUGUAUAGAAAAAGUUCGGGAAGUGGAGUUCCUGGAACGACUGCCGUUGUUUUCUUCAUUAUUAUUGCAGGGCAACCCUUGUAGCGAUUUACCUUUCUAUCGGAGACGCGUCGUAUUUAGAUUGCAACAAUUAAGAGUCCUGGACGGCAUUGCCGUGAGUUCAGACGACAAGAUCAAGGCAGUAAACCUCCACGGCGGCGACGAGUCGGACCUGAAGCACCGCCGGGAGACUUUUAGAAAACAUUUCGGGAGUGCGCUGGAGUUUGAGGACCCUCUUCCGCCGUUCGUCGAACCGGAAAAGUCGCCGUCUGUGAGGAAAUCAAAGUUCAACUUGUGCUUCAAUUCGGGGUCUCUCGCGGUUUGCGUGAGGUGCUGCUCGCUCCACUCGGUCGAGUGUAUCUCUCGGAGAUCGUGGCCGAGUUUGGGCCGAAACCAGGGCCGCGGCGCCGAGAUAGCGAGACGCGAAUAUUUCUCAGGAUAACCUGAUUCACUGGUUGAUUUCCACACAGGUCACCGUUCGACGUCGACCUCUGUGAGUUACCAGGGCUGGAAAUGUACCUGCGGACGAUCUUCGAGGCCGCGGACACGUCUGGUGAUGGGGAGAUCAGUGUCGCGGAGGCGAUCAAGGCCGUGCGUGCUCCGCGUCCUUAUGUAUACAUAUAUUUAUAUGUAUUUAUAUGUACAUAUAUAUAUAUAUAUAUUCAACGUGGCGCGGCGACGGCGUGCGGCUCAUGUCUACGCCCACCUUACGCCAUCGACGAUGUAUACGUAUGUCUACAUAUAUAUAAUUUUUUUUUAUCACAGGUGCGCAACGACGACGACUUCGCGGAACUCAUGGGCUUCGGGUCCCGGACGAAAGUAAGGCAGGCCGACGGUAGUAGAGAACAGCUCACUGACAUGUUACAAUCACUGGACCAAGAUGGAGACAACAAGGUGUCCUGGCAGGAGUUCCGGGAAGCCUUCCUGGGCCCGCUCGAAGACGAGGAGAACGAGCGCGAGGAGGUGAACGAGUAUCUUGACGAGUACGCGGCCUACCUCAAGGUCGUCUUUGAUAGGGUCGAUGUCGAUGGGAGUGGUUCCUUGUCGUACGGCGAGCUCGUCAAGGCUCUGAAGGAGGACCCGGAGUUUGCCGAGGGCUCCGGCUUUGCAAAUUCAGGAUUGAGCAGAGAAGAAUUCGCCGACCGGAUGCUCGACGCCUUAGAUUGGGACUGGUCCGACGAGAUCGAAUGGGAGGAAUUUAGAGAUGCGGCUUUAGAUGCGGCCAUGGAGGCCCUCGAGCGCCAGAAGAUGGAGGCCUACGUCCGUGAUUUGUUUGACAGAGUCGCUGGUGAUGAUGGCGAGAUCUCCGUCGCGGAGGCGGUGAAGGCGUGUCGGAACGACGACGACUUCGCGGAGGCGAUGGGCUUCGACGGGCGCACGAAGAUCCGGGAGGGCUGGACCAAGGAGCAACUCAUCGAAAGUCUCGCGGAGAUGGACACGGACGGGGACUGCUCCAUCUCCUGGGACGAGUUCCGGAAGGCUCUGCUCGGGCCGUGGGACGACGACGAGCCCGACGACGAGCUGCCGCCGCCGCCGCCGGACGCGAACGUCGAGGCGCUCGAGGCGUAUUUGAGGGGCAUUUUUGACCGGGUCGAUUCGAGUGGAGACGGCGCCAUAUCGGUCAGCGAGGCCGCCGCGGCGCUGCGCGACGACGAGGAGUUCGCCGAGGUGCUCGGCGUCGACGUGGGCACGGACGACGUGUUCCGCGCGAUCGACGCGCUGGACGAGGACGGCGACCAGCGCGUCUCCUGGGGCGAAUUCCGGGGCGCGGUGCUCGGCGCGACGCCGUGGGGGGCGGAGUAACACUCUAGCCUA
This is a messenger RNA of Pelagomonas calceolata, 2869 nucleotides long. The record is from the annotation of a GenBank genome assembly. NCBI's taxonomy places the organism in Eukaryota, Pelagophyceae, Pelagomonadales, Pelagomonadaceae.